AUUCAAAUUAACCCUUAGAAGAUAGGGUGAAAAUGUGGAUAAAAUAAUUGUUAAUGAAAAAAAUGCCAGACUCGAAUGUCAGAGGAGCUGAAAGUGUAUCACUGAGUGAUAAUCACAAUAAGUAAGGGUGAAUAAUGUCAAAAAAGGGCUGAGUAAACUUGGGAAUCGGCGAAGAAGUGACCGGGUGAGAUUACGUACAAUUAAUAGAAAUAAUGAAGACAACGACCCUGAUGUACCCAAUAAUCCAAGAGUUUUAUUACCAGAAGAAAUGGAUGUGGAAUAUGGGAUAAUCCAGCCAGGAAUUGAAAUAAAUCCUGAACAUUUUGUUCAUGAAGAAAAUGAAAAUAAUCUUGGAAACACCGCAGAAGCGGAUGAUUCGAGUGAGGCAAGUUUGAGAGCACAUGAUGAACAUGACCAUGAAGAUGACGAUGAUGAUGAAGAAGAUUUAAGCAGUGUAUCUACUGACCCUCACUACAGCUCAUCAGACAAUGAAGAAUAUGCAGGCAUAUUUCCGGAUAAUGAAGCACAGUUCAUUGAUCAACCAUUAUUUCAAGGAUCUCCUGUAACUCUAAUGGAGAGCAUGCUAUUGAUAUUAACAGUUUUACUGCAUCACAACGUAACAAUGACAUGUCUGUCCGACAUUAUUGCACCCUGCGCCCCGGGGCUCAAAGUGUACUUUCCGACACUGCUAAGAAACGAAAUAAUAAAGCCAAAUUAGUUUUCAAC
Belonocnema kinseyi is the source of this 726-nucleotide messenger RNA. RefSeq lists its product as uncharacterized. The transcript is spliced from 5 exons. Lineage: Eukaryota; Metazoa; Arthropoda; Insecta; Hymenoptera; Cynipidae. The coding region runs from base 269 to 718 and encodes 149 amino acids. The record is from RefSeq and is a predicted model, not a curated record.